Molecule: messenger RNA, 249 nt
Organism: Linum trigynum
Lineage: Eukaryota; Viridiplantae; Streptophyta; Magnoliopsida; Malpighiales; Linaceae
Source: the annotation of a GenBank genome assembly
AUGUCUUCAGGGCUGCUUUCUAUCAAUUAUUCAGCUCUGGCAGCCUCUGGUGGUGGCAGAGACUGCAGGCACAGGCUCAGGAGAUUUGGACGUGCAUCCGAGGGCUGGGACGAGCACGGUUACGUGCCUCAACCGUGGGGCAAGGAACACAUUGCUCCCAAGUGUCCACUGAACGACCCCAGCAAAGAACUAUCAUUCCCAGUAGUUCUGUUCCCUCAAGGUUUCACACAGCAGUUGCAGUGCAACUAA